Molecule: messenger RNA, 974 nt
Organism: Aegilops tauschii subsp. strangulata
Lineage: Eukaryota; Viridiplantae; Streptophyta; Magnoliopsida; Poales; Poaceae
Product: noroxomaritidine synthase 1-like
Molecular function (GO): heme binding; oxidoreductase activity, acting on paired donors, with incorporation or reduction of molecular oxygen; iron ion binding
Source: RefSeq, a predicted model, not a curated record
GCAUUGCUCGCUGCUAGUUUAGUACAGUACCAUCAGACUUGGAGGGAACUUCUCUCUAUAUAUGAAGCCAUGCAUAGCCAAGCAUCUGUAUUGAAGGAUACGUCUAAGCAUAUCCCACACUACCGAUAACAAUGCCAAUUCUGUUCUCGCAAGAGCUGCCCAUCUACACACUACUAGUGCUGCUUGUUCUCCCCCUGUACUACUUGUACUCGAGGGCUAGUUGUAGAUCAAAUAACCCAGCAGUGCUCCCAACAAACUGGCCAAUACUGCACAUGCUCCCUUCCUUGGUGGCCAACCUCCAUAACUUGCAUGAUUAUUUCACCCUAGUCCUCGCUCGAUCAGGCCACAGUUUCAGAGCGCACGGCCCACCCGGGACCGGGAUGCGGUUGUUCGUCACACGCGAUCCUGCCAACGUCCGGCACAUCUUCACGACGAACUACACCAACUUCCCCAAGGGCGCAGAGUUUGCUGCAAUCUUCGACAUCAUGAGCGGCAGCAUCUUUACCAUCGACGGUGAGCCAGCUCGUCGGCAGCGCACGAAAAUCAAGAGCGUACUCAGCAGCCCGUGGUUGGUUGCUAGGAUGGAGGCUGGCUGCCGCGACAAGGUGGAGAACAGCCUCCUCCCGUUGUUUACGCACAUGGCCAGCACCGGCACCCCAUUCAACGUGCAAGAACUAAUGUCCAGGUUUAUGUUUGACAUGGCUACUAUACCUCUCUUUGGCGUGGACCCUGGUCUCCUGUCCUGGGACAUGCCGCCCAUGGAUGCCGCGGUUGCCAUGGACACGAUCAUGGAGGUGGCCUUCUUCCGAGUCAUGAUGCCGUCUUCUUGUUGGAAGUUAAUGAGGUGGCUAAAUAUUGGCACCGAGAGAAUGUUGGGGAACGUAGUAAUUUCAAAAAAAUUCCUACGCACACGCAAAAUCAUGGUGAUGCAUAGCAACGAGAGGGGAGAGUGUUGUCCACGUACCCUCGUAGAC